AUGGAAAGAGACAUGAACGUGAGCAGCACUAGCAGUGUGGUGCACUGGCUAGCCAGCCUGACCCUAACCCUGCUUGGGAGUGUCCACCCCAUGCCUGUGACCAUAGACCCGGUGUGCACGGCAGACACCACUGCCAAGUACAGCCUGACAUUUACAGGGAUGUGGAGCCAAACCUCCUUCCCUAAGCAGUACCCAAUCUACCGCCCCCCUGCCCAGUGGUCCCCUCUCAUUGGGGUGACCCACAGUUCAGACUAUCAUAUUUGGCAGCGGAAUGAGUUUGCAAGCAACGGGGUGAGGGAGUUCUCUGAGAAGGGUGAGGCCUGGACUCUGAUGAAGGAGGUGGAGGCGGCUGGGGAACGCAUCCAGAGUGUCUACGGACUGUUCUCUGCUCCGGCCUUGGUUGGGGGAACGGGCCAGAUGACCUCAGAGUUCGAGGUCUUUGCAAGGCACUCUUUUCUAUCCUUCAUAGUGCGGAUAGUUCCCAGCCCAGACUGGUUCCUGGGAGUGGACAGCUUUGACCUGUGUGAGGGAGACCAGUGGAAGGAGAGUGUCACACUGGAGCUGUACCCCUACGAUGCAGGCACUGACAGUGGCUUCACCUUCUCCUCUCCCAACUUUGAGACCAUUCCUCAGGACAAAGUCACACAGAUAACGUCAUCUUCUCCAAGCCAUCCUGCCAACUCUUUCUAUUAUCCCCGUCUGAAGAAUCUGCCACCCAUGGGCAAGGUCACCCUCACAAAGACCAAGAACAACCAGAUCUUCAGCAUACCCAUGGAGCCCACCCAGUUCAACCAGACUGGCAAUGAGAUUGGCAAUGAGAUUGAGGACUCUCUCAUAAAUUCCACCCCUCUAGACUGUGAGGUGUCUGCAUGGUCACCCUGGGGCCUGUGCAAAGGCAAAUGCGGAGACUCAGGCGUGCGCCACAGAACUCGCUACAUUCACCUACAACCAGCAAACAAUGGGGUAGUCUGCCCCCCACUGGAAGAGGAGAACAAAUGUAUCCCUGAUAACUGCUUAUGA
Salvelinus namaycush (lake trout) is the source of this 1020-nucleotide messenger RNA. RefSeq names its product spondin-2-like. The transcript has 5 exons. Gene Ontology annotation, biological process: cell adhesion. Gene Ontology annotation, cellular component: extracellular matrix. The record is from RefSeq and is a predicted model, not a curated record. NCBI's taxonomy places the organism in Eukaryota, Metazoa, Chordata, Actinopteri, Salmoniformes, Salmonidae. The coding region runs from base 1 to 1020 and encodes 339 amino acids.